Messenger RNA from Styela clava, 2096 nucleotides. RefSeq lists its product as uncharacterized. NCBI's taxonomy places the organism in Eukaryota, Metazoa, Chordata, Ascidiacea, Stolidobranchia, Styelidae. The record is from RefSeq and is a predicted model, not a curated record.
UAAACUAGUUUUAGAUCUUAUUAUAAUGAGGAUCCCAAGCGGUGCAUUAUCUGCAAAUGGAUCAGAUAGUCCGGAAUCGAAGGCCGCCUUUUUUGUGGUAGAAUCUGGGAGUUGUCGGGUGCCUGCCGUUUCCAAACUUCCGGAUAUACCGACCAAUAAGGAGAAAGAUGACGAUUACAUGCCGGAAGUAUACUCCUAUCCCCUAAACGAGGAUUACACCAAAGAGCAAUAUCAUACUAAUGGAAAAAUAGUUAACAUGAGAGUGGAUAUUAAAAUGAAAGUCCUCCCGGGGACAGGUACAAUGGCGCCACCUAGUACCCCAGCACAUACAACAACCAGAAGACGAUCCACACUUGGCGGAGCUAUUGCUCCACCAACGACUCCCACUAACUCUUCCACCGAAGUACUUGCGUCACAGUCAUGGCGUCAGGAUGACGUAGAUUAUCAAGACAAUGACGUCGUAGAUGCCUAUGGACCUUACGAACGAGCUGUCAAGUCAAUGAUAUUACGUAAUAGAAGCGCACCCCCAGUGAUGUCACAAUAUCGAACACGGUUGACUACCACCUCACAAUGGAUUAAAAAAAGAGCAGUUGCGGAGUCGUCGAAUUUGCGAAGCGAAUCAAAAGUAGGACGGCCUUCGACUUCGGUUCGUCCGUUCUCUGAGCGAGAAAGCCCAGACUCCAACAACCCUCACUUGUCCCGUGUCUGCAUUCAGCCGCCUCUCCACCCUUCCCGAAUACCAAUGCCCGACUUUGGGUCGUUUCGUGGAAAACCCCCGAUAUCGCCCGCCAUGAAAUGCAUGGUAAAGCAAAGAUCAAGGCACGCCACAAAUCAAUUGUGGAAGAAACGGGAUUCAGAUGUUAAUGAAACGACAAACAAUAACUCUAGCACAAGCCCGUCCCAAAAUAAAGUUGACCAAUAUGUAUCCGAACUACGAAAGUCAAUAAAAACUCGUCGAUCUACAGGAGAAAAUGGUCACAAACAAACGACGCCGUUUGCUUUAUGGGCAAUUUCAAACUCUUGUGAGACAUCUAGCGUAUCUGCAGAAUUAGAAACAUUUGAAUUGAACUCGAAUCGUGAAGUUUCAUCGCUAAUCACAAGAAAUACAACCAAUUCAAAGGGCAACGAAGCACACACAGUACGGCGAGAGAUCAUCAAACAAAUUGCAGACAACUCAGACGAGAAAGAAAAUGUUCAAAGGAAAAAAUUCUUAGAAGUGAAAGGAGACACUCCGCCCAGUAUUGUCGCAUCGGAGCAAACUUGUUUAACUGAAAACCCAAUCGAAACAGCGCAUGUUGUUUAUCCUACGGAACCGGAUAAGCAAACUCCGGUUAAUAUACACAAAGGAUUUCCAAGAGGAAAAACGACUCUGUACACAACCGCACAACGAGGAACAUUGCGAUAUACAAGGCAGCUAAUGUCUAGAAAUGACUCACACAGCCAGUCGAAAUUUUCUGAUUUGGACAAAGUGGAUUCCACGAAAGUUCGUAGAUUGCCCAAUUAUGGAGGCAUUAAUGAUCAUUCCCUUCCUUAUCUAAAACUACAUCAUAGCCUAGUAGAGUAUCGUUCGUACAAACAAGGUGGAGCCCCGUUUGUUAAGACUUUAAUAUAAAAUCUGUUGAGGAGACUCAAUUCACUGCUCCAAUCGAGUCAUAAUUUUUUCAUAGACUCGCAGUAAGUCGAGUUAUCUAUGCGAAAUAACGUCUCAAACUCAUAUUUGACAAACGUACAAAGAAACUUAAGACCAGUAGUGGGAUUCAGCCGGUUCGCACUGGUUCUAUAAAAACGUCUAACGUAAUUUUAUGAGAUCAGCAAACCGGUUAGCAUUACUGAAAAAAACAUGACUUUUGUAACAAAACCUAAAAAUAUGACAUUUGUGCGAUGGAACCGGCUGAAUCCCACCACUGCUUAAGACCCUUGGUGAAACACGAUUUAGCCCACCGCUCAAUGCUACAUUAAAGAAAUGGAAAAUUCACUGGCCUGUUGCAAGAAUAACUCAUAAUAGGCCGUGAAGAUACCGAUCAUAUCUUUAAGAUAUCGUUACAUAUCAGUGGCUACUCUUAUCUGGCUUUGUUUGGGGCAAAAGGCACGCACGU